CGCCUCCGGUCAGCUGCGUGCGCCCUUCCGGCGGGGCCUGCGCGCGGAACGGAGCGGUGCGGUAGGGCCCGGCCCGGCGAUGCGGAUCGAGAAGUGCUACUUCUGCUCGGGGCCCAUCUACCCGGGCCACGGCGUCAUGUUCGUGCGCAACGACUGCAAGAUAUUUAGAUUCUGCAAAUCAAAAUGCCACAGAAACUUUAAAAAGAAGCGAAAUCCCAGAAAGAUGAGAUGGACCAAAGCAUUCCGGAAAGCAGCUGGCAAAGAAUUGACAGUGGAUAAUUCAUUUGAGUUUGAAAAACGUAGAAAUGAACCAGUGAAAUACCAGAGAGAGUUGUGGAACAAGACUGUUGAUGCAAUGAAGAGAGUGGAGGAAAUAAAGCAAAAACGCCAAGCUAGAUUUAUUAUAAACAGAUUAAAGAAGAGCAAAGAGUUGCAGAAGGCGGAAGACAUCAAAGAAGUCAAACAGAAUAUCCACCUUCUUCGUGCUCCACAUGCAGGCACACUGAAACAGCUGGAGGACAAAAUGGCGCAGAGGCUACAAGAGGAUGUGGCUAUGGAAGAAGACUCUUAAGAUGCUUUUAUUUUCUAUUUAUAUCUCUUCAGCAGUUAACAGUUCCUUAUUGCCUCACCUGAUAUAAUUCAGAACUGUGCUUACAGUUGAAGAAAAAUACAUUUUAAUGAGUCAGUUAUGGUUUGAAUGAUUUUUUUAUAUAUAUAUAUAUAAAAUAAGAUGGAUAUGGGUUUGGGCAGUACUUACAAUUGUGUAGUUUGAGAAAACCUUGUCAGCAGGAUGGAGAAUAAGGCAUAUUGUUUGAGGAUACAAUGUGCUCUUUAGACAGUUACACUUUCUUUCUGGAUAACUUUUCCGUAAUAAUUCAAGGAAUAAAUGAUGUUGGCUCUGGGCUUUCCUUA
This is a messenger RNA of Phalacrocorax carbo (great cormorant), 912 nucleotides long. NCBI's taxonomy places the organism in Eukaryota, Metazoa, Chordata, Aves, Suliformes, Phalacrocoracidae. The record is from RefSeq and is a predicted model, not a curated record.